This is a messenger RNA of Trichoderma atroviride IMI 206040, 2292 nucleotides long. RefSeq lists its product as uncharacterized. Gene Ontology annotation, molecular function: protein binding. The record is from RefSeq and is a predicted model, not a curated record. Lineage: Eukaryota; Fungi; Ascomycota; Sordariomycetes; Hypocreales; Hypocreaceae.
AUGCGGAAAACGCUUCAUUUACCGUGUUUGCUUCUCGACAGACAUUCUUCGAAUGCAGAUUUCUGUGGCCGGGAAGAUAUUUUGGAACGUCUUGCGACCGAGCUGUUGCCUUCCAAUCACAUCGUGACGGAUUCGGAGACCUCUCUGCGACAAUUUGCGCUUUGCGGAUUUGGGGGGAUUGGGAAGACGGAACUAGCUCGCGAGUUCGCCUGGCGUUACAGGGAGUCUUUCGAUGCCGUAUUCUGGGUCGUUGCAGAUGAGAUUGCAAAGCUUGACAAUCAUUUCCAGCAAAUCUCGCUGGCUUUGGGGCUUGAAAACUCGUCUGAGUGCAAGAGCCAGGUGGUAAGCAGAGAAGUUGUGAAAGAAUGGCUCUCUAAUCCUCGAGAGGAUAUCUCAGCACCAGACGAGUUUGUGCAGCCUGGUCAAACUGGACCAGAGGCGACAUGGCUACUCAUAUUCGACAACGCAGAUGAUCCAAUGAUUCUGGCCGACUACUGGCCUCAAGGUAGCGGAUCCAUCCUGAUCACCAGCCGUGACCCAAUGGCGAAGAGCAUGUUUACGAGAAGACCUCUGGGUCUGAAUCUCGCUCCUCUGUCAAAACAAGACAGCAUAACCCUCUUCAACCACCUGACCAGCGUUUCCAAUGAGCCAGAAGGCGACGCCGCACGAAAAAUUACCGAUGUACUUGGUGGAGUUUCUUUGGCCAUCUCUCAGAUGGCCGGCAUCAUUCGUCGGCAGGAACUUACCCUAUCCGAAUUCUUAGAGCUGUAUGCAAACCAUGAAGAACAUACCAGCCUUUAUGAGACAAAAUUCGAUACCAAUUUGAUCACAUAUCGCCACUCUCUCUCCACUGUUUGGGCAUUUGAGAAACUGAAACCUCCAGCUAGACAAUUGUUGGAGUUGGUUUCAUUUCUCGAUCCAGACCUCAUUGGAGAAGACCUAUUGAUGGCGGCAUCCAUUGAGCUGUUUUCAGAUGGCAUGCAGUUCAAGAAGAGCAAUUACAUAGAGGCUCGAUCAGAACUCUUACAUUCAUCUCUACUCUACCGAGAUGAGCAGAUGCAGCAGAUAUCGGUCCAUCGCCUUGUCCAAGAUGCAAUUUUAACAACAAUGGACAAUGAAAAGAAAGAAUUAAUGUUCGGACAAGUCGCACAAAUUCUUUGGGGCGAUUGGCCAUCAGCCAUGCCCAAGCCAUCAAAGGACCCUGAGCUGCCCAAGCCCAAAUCAACUGGUGGUAGAUUGCAUGUUGCGAGAUGGCCUGUGUGUGCAUCGAUUUACCCUCACGUUCUAAGGAUGCAUCAACUUUGGUCAAGUAUUCCAGAUCUUGCUGAGGCCACCAAUCUACUUUUUGCGAAACUACUAAGUGAAGCUGCAUGGUAUCAAAAAGAGCGUGGACGGACGAAACAUUUCGACGGCUUCUUCGACACAGCGCUCAGUAUCUGCGAGUCAUCAACACACGCAGAUCAGCAAGCCCUACUUGCGGAUAUCCAUUUUUGCUUGGGGGCCAUUGCCAUGGAUGCGAGCGACUUCGACGCAAGUCGCGAUCAUAAGGAGCAUUCCCUUGAUCUAGUGUCCAAGAUUUGCAAAGAGCUAGGAACUGAAGAUGAGCGACUCUACCUCGCCUAUGCAGAGCUAGGCAUUUCACGUAUCCAGGAUAAACGGUAUGAAGAAGGCGAAGCUCAUCUCAAGGAGGCGCUACGCAUACGCAAAGCGCUCGGCAACUACAUUCCUCGAUCAGGCGAUGCUAAUCUCGGCUGGUCCCUCCUCGCGCAAGGCAAGCUUGAAGAGUGUAACACCCUUCUUCUAGAUAGCCUGGCGGGUAGAGAAAAGGCCUUGGGCAAAGAUGACAGGGAAUCUGUGCGAACUGGGCUGAUUCUUUACGCACUUGGUAACCUCCGUGCUGCGCAAUAUGAAUGGGACGAGAGCUUCCAAUACCACCAGAGAGCAAUGUGCCACAUGCUUGCUACAGUAGGAGAAAAAGACUUUUACACAGCAAAUAUCUCCCACAAGGUCGCCGAGCACUUCAUUCGCUUGCAUCGAAACGAAGAAGCCAUAGCAAUGAUCAACGGAGCGCUGGAUAUUUGGUCAGUUGAUCCUGCUGCUCAUAAGAACGAAAUUGCGCGCACGACCUUUCUCAAGGGCAAAUUGUUUGAAGCAACAAGCAAGGCGCAAAAGGCUUCCAUCGCUCUUCGGGUUGCAUGUCGCUUGAGGAAAGAGAUUACCAAGGAAGACCAAGAUUCGAAGAGCUUGACAAUGAAGGAUUUUGACGAGAUUGUUGCGUUUUGGGCUCGCUGA